AGUGAAAAACUCAAUUUCCCAGGAUUCUUCCCCAGUCUCUGCGUGACAUCAUAACAGAGCGACGCCAUACUUGAUUCACGUUCGGAUAUCGUUUAGUGUGGCGUUUCAUUGAGUUAAGACAGAUCAGAGCGCAAGUAAACAGAGAUGGCAGACAAUCAGGAAAUGUCUCCUCUGGAGAAGAAGGUGGCAGAACAGAUUGAGUACUAUUUUGGAGACCACAAUCUCCCCCGAGACAAGUUUCUGAAGGAGCAGAUGCAGUUAGAUGAUGGCUGGGUCACUCUGGAGACAAUGCUGAAAUUUAACAGACUAAAGAGUCUCGUGUCAGACGAAGCCGUCAUUGUUGAGGCGCUACAGAAAUCUAAAACGGGUCUGCUGGAGAUCAGCGAGGACAAAACCAAAAUAAGGCGAAACCCGAAUAAACCUCUUCCAGAGAACAAUGAGGAAUACAGGGAUGCGCUCAAACACAAAUCCAUCUACAUGAAAGGUUUUCCUCUUGAAACUACAUUGGAUGAGGUGAAAGAGUGGCUCGCUGAUAAAGGCACAGUUGAGAACAUCUAUAUGAGGAAAGGACCCCAGAAGACUUUCAAAGGAUCAAUCUUUGCGGUUCUAGAAUCUGAAGAUGCUGCCAAGGCUUUUGUCGAACGUGCUGAUGUGAAGGAGUACAAGGGGAACGAGAUGAUCGUCAUGAUGAAAGAGGCAUACUUUUCUAAAAAGUUGGCAGAGAGGAAGCAAAAUCGCGUAGAAGCAAAAGCUAAAGCAAAAAGUGAAAAGGAGGAUAAGCAGAAACAAGCUGAAGAACAAGAGCUGAAAUCCCUGGAUGAUCAGAGAGGCUGUCUGCUGAAGUUCUCCGGUGAAUUGGGUCAGACAUCGAGAGAAGAUUUCCACGAGGUCUUCUCUGGUCAUGCUCAGAUCAAAUGGAUUGAUUUCACCAGAGGAGCAAAAGAGGGCACCAUCCUGUUUCACUCAAACGCCCAAGAGGCCCUGCAAAAAGUCCGCGAGGCUAAGGGAGGGGAGGAUCCUAAGGUUAAAGACCAGGUUGUUCAGUGGGAGAUACUUGAGGGAGACGCAGAGAUGGAGAUGCUGAAGAAAAUCAUCGAGGAUCAGCAGGAGUCCAUUAACAGACGCAAAGGAGGCAGAGGAGGUCACAGGGGUCGUGGAAGAGGCAGGGGAGGCCGCAGAGACCGAGGAGGAAGAGAACAGACCCAGUUCAGGGGAAAGAAGACCAAGUUUGAAAGUGAUGAAGAGGGCGAUGAAGAACCUGCCAGUCCAAAGAAGAGACCUCUUGAUUCUAAUGGACAAGAUAAUGAAGAACCGGUUUCCAAACAAGCAAAAAGCGAGAAUGGUUCUUAAGGGCAAGGAGCCGUGGCCUUACUUUUGUACUGUAGAUGUUCGUAAAAUCAAAAGACCUUGAAAAUGCAUUCUCAGACUCUACUUUCUGUGUCAAAGGCUAAAAGCUGCUCAAAAGCUUGACGCCACACUUUAUCCCUAAACAAAAAAAAAAAAAAGGCAUCAUGCAUCAAGCUCUUAUGAAAUUCUUUUCUUAGAACAAACAUACUUGAUGCCUGGAUGCUGUUUAUUUAUUUGCCAUAUACACACUUAUGAUGUUGGUAUGAUUUAAGAUCCCAUCUACAGCUUUAUAAAUGUGUUGUUUUCAAAGUCUAUACAGCUUAAACAGUUUGCUGGUAGCACUUGUAUAACUAUUGACAUCUUUAUGCGUUCUUUCAUUCCUAGAGCGGUGACAGUCUGCUUAUUCUGCACCGAUUGUUUUCAGCUUUAUCAAAGGAGCUGAUUAUUGGUUCUAACAGCGUUUGUAUGCAAUACUGUAUUAUUGUAGAAAUGUUUGAGGCCUAUAAGUGAGCUUGUUAAGGUUUUGGAAAUGUUUGGAAUUUUUAGUCUUAAGCCAGUGUCCAACCCCCCCUCCCAUUAACAAAAAAAUAUUUUUCACCUGGUAGAAUAUUCCAUUGGUUUUGUCACUUGCACAAACAUAAGAUAAGUGUGAGGUAUCCUUAUUUCAUUUUAUAUGUUGCUGUAAAGAUGCUUCAAGUGGUUAGAGGCAUAUAUGUCUGAAGAGUUAUCAUUAAGAGUACUUAAUUUUGACUGAAGAUUUUUUUUAAAUCACCUUUUCUUUAUUACAGCAACAGAAACAUGUCUCUUAAUCUAAAGUGCUGUUUUAGAUGACAUGCUUCAUAUUUACCCCUUCAGGGCUUCAACAGGCAUUCAUUGUUUUGUUUUUCCCUUGUUUUUUACUGUAUCUCAUGUGUUGAGAUGAAUAUUACAUACAUUUAGAAUUUCAAUAAAGAUCUUGAAAAAUAGUAA
Megalobrama amblycephala (Wuchang bream) is the source of this 2316-nucleotide messenger RNA. RefSeq names its product small RNA binding exonuclease protection factor La (gene ssb). Gene Ontology annotation, cellular component: ribonucleoprotein complex; nucleus; cytosol. Gene Ontology annotation, molecular function: RNA binding. The record is from RefSeq and is a predicted model, not a curated record. The transcript is spliced from 12 exons. Gene Ontology annotation, biological process: positive regulation of translation; RNA processing. The coding region runs from base 145 to 1350 and encodes 401 amino acids. NCBI's taxonomy places the organism in Eukaryota, Metazoa, Chordata, Actinopteri, Cypriniformes, Xenocyprididae.